GCGGUAAAACUGCUUCAGACUGCAGUAGGAUCAUGUGCGAGGGCCCGUCCCGCAUCUCUGGACCCAUCCCUCCAGACCCCACGCUCUGCCCGGAGUACUACCGCCGACCGGCCUCGGCCCAAGGACGCCUGGAAGGAAACACGCUGAAGCUGGACCUGCUGACUUCAGGUCAAGACCUGGACUCCAGUCCGCUUCGUGGGCCCCGCAUCAGGCCGGAAGCCCGAGAGAUCCUGGCGCGUGGCCAGCGAGGCGUGGGCGACGUGCUGCUGCAACUGGGGGCCAUCUCCCUUGGUUCAGGGGUCUCUCCUAAGAGGAAGGAUCCAAAAGACCAUGAGAAGGAAAACUUGAAGCGGAUCAGAGAGAUUCAGAGGCGCUUCCAAGAUCAGGAACGCAGGCGGGAGCAGGGCCAGCCUAAGCCCCUGAAGGCACUGUGGCGUUCACCCAAAUAUGACAAUGUGGAGUCUCGAGUCAAGGCCAGGAUGAAGGAGCCUGGCCCUUCCUCUGUGACGGAGCCUGCCCACUUCCUGCGGGCACACUCCCGCUGUGGCCCUGGUCUGCCACCAUCCCGUGUCUCCAGUCCUCAGCUCACCCUGCCAGGCCCCAAAGCUAAGGGGCCAGGCCUGGGUGUGGAUUUCAUUAGUCACAAUGCCCGAGCCGCCAAGAGAGCCCCCCGGCGCCAUUCCCGCUCGCUGCAGGUCCUUGCACAGGUUCUGGAACAGCAACGGCAAGCCCAGGAACGCUACAAUGCCACACAGAAAGGCCAUGUGCCCCACUACUUGUUGGAGCGUAGGGAUCUGUGGCGGAGGGAGGCUGAAGCUCGCCAGCACAGCCAGCCAGACCCAGCCAUGCCCCCUGGCCACACACUCAUGCCUGAGAGUCAGCGGCUAGAGACGCUGAACAAUCUGCUCCAGAGCCAGAGCCAGCUGCUACGUGAGCUAGUACUACUUCCUGCUGGGGCUGACACCCUGAGAGCCCAGGGUCACCGUGCUGAACUGGACCGCAAGUUGGUACAAAUAGAAGAGGCUAUCAAGAUCUUUUCCCGACCCAAAGUCUUUGUGAAGAUGGAUACCUAACCCUCCCACACACUCUACCCUUGUGGGUAGAGUGAUGGGGAGAUCCUUGCUGAGGGUCACCUCACGGCUGUAAAGGGCAGGCUCAAGCCCUGUCACAGCCCAGGGACAGGAGCGUUGGGGUGGGCAGUUUCUUUAAAGCACUUACUCCUCACCAGUGGCUGCAGAAGGGCCACCUGCCUUGCAACUCCUUUGUCAAAAUUAAACCUUUUGUAC
Molecule: messenger RNA, 1286 nt
Organism: Psammomys obesus (fat sand rat)
Lineage: Eukaryota; Metazoa; Chordata; Mammalia; Rodentia; Muridae
Gene: Enkd1
Product: enkurin domain containing 1
Exons: 8
Coding region: 33-1073 (346 amino acids)
Cellular component (GO): cytoplasmic microtubule
Source: RefSeq, a predicted model, not a curated record